This is a messenger RNA of Syngnathus acus (greater pipefish), 2562 nucleotides long. Its product is annotated as serine/threonine-protein kinase SBK1. The coding region runs from base 337 to 1320 and encodes 327 amino acids. Gene Ontology annotation, molecular function: protein serine/threonine kinase activity; ATP binding. The record is from RefSeq and is a predicted model, not a curated record. Gene Ontology annotation, biological process: peptidyl-serine phosphorylation; peptidyl-threonine phosphorylation. Lineage: Eukaryota; Metazoa; Chordata; Actinopteri; Syngnathiformes; Syngnathidae. The transcript is spliced from 4 exons.
UGUAAAGAAAACCAGGUAUAGCUUUUACUGACUGCAUACAUGAAAACGUAACCAUGUCGACCGAGAGUGUGUGUGAGUGAGUGCGUAACUGUUCUUCAAAGAGACUGUUUGUAAUCAGCUGUCAAAGCAUGCAAAGUUCUCAUUGUAGCCACUGAGAGUUGAGCUAUGUGCUGGGCAGGGAAAAGCUCUCAGGUCCCCUCGGUAUGUUCAUCCAAGCAGUGGCAGUGGCAGUGGAUGCGAACAACAUACUGUAUUGACAUCAUCAGCUUCGCUGCACUCUGAACUACAAGGUGUUUGAAGAGUUCUGUCUACGGUAAGACUUCAAUUGGGCUAGAGAUGGAGUUGGGCCUCACUGACGGCAGCCUGAUUGAUGAACUGAUGGUGCUAACAUCCCAGAGCCUCACCCAACUGGAGAUCCAAGAACACUUCAACGUCAUCAAAGAAAUUGGUCGAGGAAAAUAUGGCAAAGUGCUGCUGGUCACACAUCGUUUCAGGGGGACUCCCAUGGCUUUGAAAGUCAUGCCGAAAUCCUCAACAAAGCUGCAGGGAUUCCUGCGAGAGUAUUGCAUCUCCUUACAUCUGUCCUGCCACCCCUGCAUCGUGGGCCUCUUUGGCAUCGUCUUUCAAUCUAAUGAGCACUACUGCUUUGCCCAGGAGCUUGUCAUUGGGAAGGACCUAUUUGCUGUCAUUCAGCCUAAGGUGGGUAUCCCCGAGUCGGCCGCUAAACGUUGUGUCGUCCAGAUUGCCAGCGCUUUGGAGUUCAUCCACAGCCGAGGCUUAGUCCAUAGAGAUGUUAAACCUGAAAACAUUCUCCUGUUGGAUCAUGACUGCUGCCAGGUCAAGCUGGCUGACUUUGGUCUGGCCCAGAAGAGAGGCACUCUGAUCAGUUUCAUCACAGGGACCCUGCCUUACAUGGCUCCUGAGCUUUGUAACGUUGCUCUCCAAGAGGGCCAGAAAGAAGUCACUGCCCCUCCACUGAAAGUGGAGCCAAGUUUAGACACCUGGGCCUUUGGGGUGCUUAUAUUCUGCAUCCUGACGGGCUACUUUCCUUGGGAGUGUUGCACAGACUCAGAUGACUGCUACCAAGAGUUUGCUGACUGGUCAAGAUUGGGUGAGAAUGCCAACACUGAACAGGACAAUAAUCCUCAAUUGUGGAAGAAGUUCACUCCAGAAGCCAUGGAGUUGUUCACUAAGCUCCUGGCUGUGGAUGCAGAAAAGAGGUGCACCGAAGGGGUGGUAGGAGACUAUGUAGGCAAGGCCUGGCUUAAGAAGAAACAUGGAAUGGAGCAGCAGAAGACAGUAGAAAAAGACAAAGAAUAAUCCUGGACAUAUACUAAUACAAUUUCCAUUUGCACCAUGUGUUGAAACCAUGUACAUCUAUUGAACAUCAGUCCCUAAGUAUAUUUGAAAAUGACUGAAUGAUUUCAACAACGAUGGAUUUGUCCUUUGACUUUCCAUUUCAAAACAUGCGACGACUGAAAUUAUUGUGUCAGGUUUGUAUCAUUGGACUUACACUAAGUUGCAUCUAUUGAAAUGAUUGUACACCCUAAUUUAAAUUCAAAUUCAAUUCUUGUUUGUACACGUGUAUACUUCGUAUGUGUUUUCCUUUAACAUGAAAAAGGUUCAGAAAAACGUUUUUGUUUCACUCAUUUAAAAGUAAACCAGUGCACUUUUAAACUACGUGAUAUGAAGGGAACCCGGGCCAGAAAGGUUUCACAAGUGUAAUAAAUAAGCAGGCCAAAGCCCUGCAGUAUGCAAAUGUUCUUUUGCUGUCUUCUGUUUACUUAACAACAGCUUGGCACAAUAUUGAACUCUUUGGCUGGGAUGUGCACGACUAAACGUGUGAGCAUUGCACGUGCUCAUGGGUGUUGCGAUAGAGUAGCCACCAAGGUCACCCUGCUGAGUGAAAAUCUAAUGUCUCAAGUUAACACAUCACAACAUGUUCUGCAUGAACUGAGUAGGCUUGGGAAUGUGAUGUGUCUAAAUCUGAAUUCCAUAAUAGAUGCAAGCUACCAUGUUGAUGCCGCCAUGUCCGCCAGCAUGUACCAGUGCCGUGGUGUGACUGGCAUGAGAAUGAGACGGUUUUCUUCCUUGCCUCUUCUUUGUCUGGCUCGCAGUCUGCAGGUUCAUGUUCAAAUCUGUAGCCUUCCUGUACUCCAGCUUCUUUUCCCAUUCUUAGUACAACCUCAAUUUAACACAGUCUGCGUAACACAACACCAGGCGAGCUGGCAAAGAGCUUCCAGUAGUUAACGACAACAUUUGUUUUUGUUUUUUGCAAAAAAAUCUUGCUCGGUCUGUGUUGCACAUGAGCAGAAGGUCAGCCAUCUUUGAUUGCCACCUUUGGCAACUACACUAGGUGAGAUCAGAACAUGCAUGCACCAUUGGUUAGCGCCAAUGUGGGUGGAAAUAGACUCUAUUUGCCGGCAAUCAAAACUUUUGAAUGUGGCACGCACACAUCUCGCAUGUGAGGAAAAAUCUGCAGUGUUGUCACUGCUCCUUUUAUCGUGGCAAUGAAUGAUGUAAGCGAGUACCCUCAUUAAAUACAGAAUGAGCUGGUGAUAA